Neltuma alba is the source of this 1355-nucleotide messenger RNA. RefSeq names its product SH3 domain-containing protein 2. Gene Ontology annotation, molecular function: protein binding. The transcript has 10 exons. The coding region runs from base 182 to 1297 and encodes 371 amino acids. NCBI's taxonomy places the organism in Eukaryota, Viridiplantae, Streptophyta, Magnoliopsida, Fabales, Fabaceae. The record is from RefSeq and is a predicted model, not a curated record.
CAACAGGGAGGCUUUGAGGCACGCUUUAUGCUGUCCCCACGAAGGAACCGAAUGCCAAAUCAAUUUUGAAAAUCCUCUGACUCUGUGUCUGUGUUUCCUUACUUUCUUACACGAUUUGUGUUGGAGCGAGGUGCUCUGAGAUCGAUUUCUGGUGGUAGUUUCAAUCUCUUCAUCAGGGCAAAUGGAUGCCAUCAGAAAGCAAGCCCACAAGCUCCGAGAACAGGUCUCUCGGCAGCAACAGGCUGUUCUGAAACAGUUUGGGGCUGGGGCAUAUGGAGGUUCAGAUAGUGUGGUCACUGAUGGGAUGGAGCUUCAGCAACAUCAGAAACUUGAAAAGCUUUACAUAUCAACACGUGCAGGAAAGCAUUAUCAAAGGGAUAUUGUCCGUGGUGUAGAAGGUUAUAUUGUUACUGGAUCUAAACAAGUUGAAAUAGGAACAAAGCUGUCAGAGGAUAGCAGGAAAUAUGGCUCAGAAAAUACAUGUACCAGUGGUAACACAUUAUCAAAAGCUGCACUAAGUUAUGCACGUGCUCGUGCUCAAAUGGAAAAGGAGCACGGGAACCUACUGAAAGCACUUGGCACUCAGGUUGCAGAGCCCCUUAGAGCAAUGGUGGUGGGAGCUCCCUUGGAGGAUGCUCGGCAUCUUGCUCAACGUUAUGACAGAAUGCGACAGGAAGCUGAAGCCCAGGCAAUUGAAGUUUCCAAACGUCAGGCUAAAGUGAGAGAAACUCCAGGCAAUGCUGAGAAUACCAUGAAAUUGGAAGCAGCUGAAGCAAAACUUCAAGAUCUGAAGUCAAACGUGGCCAUACUGGGGAAGGAAGCAGCUGCCGCAAUGGCUGCUGUUGAAGCUCAGCAACAGCGACUGACCCUUCAGCGUCUUAUAGCUAUGGUUGAAGCAGAGCGUGCCUAUCACCACAGAGUUCUCCAAAUACUUGAUCAGCUUGAGGGAGAGAUGAUAUCAGAACGGCAGCGUAUUGAAGCCCCUUCUGCUCCUAGCAUGGAAGACAGCAUGCCUCCACCCCCAUCAUAUGAAGAAGCAAAUGGUGUCUAUGCUCCUCAAACACCCGAUGGAUCAACAGAUAGCAUGGGUUACUUCUUAGGAGAGGCUAUGUUUCCAUACAAUGCUGUCUCUGAUGUGGAGUUAAAUCUGUCAGUUGGUGAUUAUGUUGUUGUUCGGAAGGUAACAAGCAAUGGGUGGGCUGAGGGUGAGUGCAAAGGUAAAGCAGGUUGGUUUCCUUUUGGUUACAUUGAGAGAAGGGAAAGGGUUCUUGCAAGCAAGGUGGCUGUACUAUUCUAACUUCUGUUAUUGGGUUGGCUUCUUGCCCCGUAAAUUUUGAGAGUUUUUUCUACUGCUA